This is a messenger RNA of Alnus glutinosa, 755 nucleotides long. Its product is annotated as protein LURP-one-related 4-like. The transcript is spliced from 3 exons. NCBI's taxonomy places the organism in Eukaryota, Viridiplantae, Streptophyta, Magnoliopsida, Fagales, Betulaceae. The coding region runs from base 6 to 593 and encodes 195 amino acids. The record is from RefSeq and is a predicted model, not a curated record.
UAUUAAUGGCUAAGAUAUAUCCCCAUAUUAUAUACCCUCGCGCGGCUUCUUCCUACAUGACUUCAAAAGGAGAAACAUUCACUGUAUGGAUGAAAUCCCUUCUCUUUCAUUCAUAUGGUUGCACUGUCUUCAAUUCCAAGGGUGAGAUUGUUUAUCGCGUUGAUAACUACGGCAAGAAAUGCAGCAAUGAAGUUCAUCUCAUGGAUCUGCGAGGAAAAGUUCUCUUCACCAUUCGUCGGAAGAAAUUACAAGCUUUUGGAUGUUGGGAUGGUUAUAGAUGGAGCAGUUGUAGCAUAAAGAAGGAAAAGCCGUGGUUUCAAGUCAAAAAGUAUUGCAGAAUGCUUAGGGGAGAUGUAGCUUGUGGAAUUACAGUAGGGUAUGACAAGUAUUGGAUGGUUAGAUUGGCUGCCAAAGCAGCAUUCAGGAUAGUAGACGUCGAUGGGGAUGUUGUUGCUGAGGCAAAGCGAAAGCAAUCAUCUUCUGGAGUACUGCUCGGAGACGACGUAGUGGCUUUGGAGGUUGUUCCUCAUAUUGAUCAUUCCCUUAUCAUCGCUCUUGUGAUAGUGUAUGGAUUAAUUCAACGUAGAAUGUAAAAAUAAUCUUUAUCAGACACUUGCAAAUUAAAGGCUGUCUCCAGCAGGCUAUAAUUUAGCUAACUAGCGAUUCUUUUGACUUGGCAUUCAUUUUCCUCUUUCUUCGUAUAUUGUAGUACUUAAUUGUAAUGGAAUUUUUUGAACGAAUUUUGGUUGAGAAAU